UCUUAGUAGAAAUUAUAUUUAUCCUGUGGCAACUUCGUAACAUGCUCCAAUAAAUGUCAAAAUUCUUGUCCAAUUUUAUUCAAAAAACAUCUGGUCAUCUGAAGGCGACGGACCUCACAGUAAACGCAAUGUUUAAAAGAAAUGGUUUUCAUAAGUCUCCAAAAUUUCGACCAGAGAUGAAAGUGCUCAAUAGCCGUACCAAACAGUCUGUAACACUUACGACUCGAAAGGAGAAAGUUACUGUCUUAUCCGAGCCAAUAAAAUCUGAAUCUGACAAAAAAAUAUAUAAGACUAUAAGAUUAGAGAAUGGAUUGACCGCACUCCUAAUAUCCGACCCUAGUCGUCCCACUAAUAAUGAUGAAGGUAGUUCAAGUGAAGAAGAUAGUAGUGGAACUGAUGAAUCUUCUGGACCAGAAAGUGAUAGUGGCAAAUCAGCGCAUUCAACUACAAGUGAUCAACAUGGCUCUAAGAGAAGAGGAGAAUUUGAUGAAGAAAAGUUGGCCGCGUGUGCGCUGUGCGUGGGCGUCGGCAGCUACAGCGACCCGCCCGAUAUACAGGGAUUGGCACAUUUCGUCGAGCACAUGGUCUUUAUGGGCAGCGAAAAGUACCCAAAAGAGAAUGAGUUCGAUGCUUUUAUCAAGAAAAAAGGCGGAUCGGACAAUGCGUCGACGGACUGCGAGUUGACCACUUUCUACUUUGAGAUUCAAGAGAAGCACCUUCCACAAGCUAUGGAUAUGUUCAGUCAAUUCUUCGUCAGUCCGCUUAUGUUAAAAGAAGCUAUGCAGAGAGAAAGGGAAGCUAUCGAAUCUGAGUUCGCCAUAGCGUCCCCCUCAGACUCUAAUCGUAAAGACCAACUGCUAUCGAGUCUUUUCCCUCAAGAUCACCCGGCAAGGACGUUCACGUGGGGCAACUUGCGCAGUCUCCGUGAUGACAUCGAUGACGACGAGAAGCUGUACAAAGCGGCGCACGAGUUUAGGAGGCGUCAUUACAGUGCCAACCGGAUGACAGUGGCCGUUCAGGCUCGUAUGGAUCUGGACGCGUUGGAACAGUACGUGGUGAACACGUUCGGUCGCGUGCCCACCAACAAAUUACCGCCGGAGGACUUCACACAGUUCGCGUUCAAAUCUGACGCCGUCACGCCAGAGUUCCGCAGUAUAUUCUACGUUAAACCAAUCAGCGAUACCACUGAGGUGCACCUGACGUGGUGCAUGCGUUCCUUAAUAUCGGAGUACCAGUCUAAACCCCACCAGUACAUAUCGUACUUACUUGGUCACGAGGGCAAAGGCAGUCUUCUGUCCUAUCUGAGAAAAAAGGUGUGGGCACUUGGUAUUUACACGGGAAAUUCUGAGAGCGGCAUAGAUUAUACAUCAAUGUAUAGUCUCUUCUCGACGCAGGUUGUACUCACCAAGAACGGAUUGGAUCACAUUGAUGAGGUUCUGGAAGCUAUAUUCUCCUAUAUAAAUAUGCUGAGGAAAUUGGGACCGUCCGAGAGGAUAUACAAUGAGAUAAAGGCAAUCGAAGAUACUAGUUUCCGUUUUGAAGAGGAGUCGCAGCCCGCUGAUUACGUGGAAACACUCGUUGAGAACAUGCACUUCUAUCCACCGGAACAUUACAUCACUGGUGACAGAUUAUAUUACAAAUAUGAUCCUAAGGGUAUAACAGAACUAUUGGACUGUAUGCGCGCGGACUCUGUCAACAUAAUGAUUCUGUCCAAUAAACAUUCCACGCCCAUACAGUACGAUGCUAAAGAGAAAUGGUUCGGCACCGAAUAUAAACGGCAAGAAGUACCUUCGGAUUGGAUGGAACGUUGGUUGAACGUGGAACCGUAUUCGAAUUACCACUUGCCCGAUAAGAACGUGUACAUAACCACUGACUUCUCGUUGAUCCCGCCGGCGGAGCCCUAUUUACGUGUAGCACACCAGAUGGAUGUGGAUCUCGCCACUAGUUCUUUGAAGGAUAUACACAAGAAGGUAGCCGCCAAUAAACCCGACACUCAGGUGUUGAAAGAGGGAGAAUUGGUCGCGACAGUUAAUAAUUUCAGGUUAGAUCAGCCGAAUCUUCUGCGCAAGAACAGACAUAUGGAGUUAUGGUAUAAACCAGACUUCAAAUUUCGGUUUCCAACCGCUCUCCUUUAUUUCUAUUUCAUAUCGCCGCUCAGUAUUAAAUCACCACGAGAGGCUUGCCUGAUGGAUCUCUGGACAGAUGUGUUGCAGCAAGGUUUAAAGGAAGAGGUGUAUCCAGCCAACAUGGCGGACUUGUCCCACUCACUGUUCAUGUCCGACCAGGGGUUCACGCUCAAAGUCAGCGGAUACAGUCAGAACUUACACUUGCUAGUGGAGCUGAUAACGCGUGAAAUGCGCGGCGCAACUGGGAACUUGUCCUCGGAAAUGUUCGAAGCGGUGAAAGACGUCCGCACUCGAUCGUAUCACAACGUGCUCAUACGACCGCAGAAACUAGCCAAGGACGUCCGCAUGAACUUGCUGAUAGACCCGUAUAUAUCGCCACGUGAAAAGGCGGUACUAGUUCAUGACGUGACACUCGCUGAGCUCAGGGACUUCAGUAACCGGCUGCUCGACAAGAUCUAUAUGCAGGUCCUUAUGCAAGGCAACAUUCCAUGGUAUGAAGCUAUUCGCAUAGCUGAAAACGUUCAAAAUAAUUUGAAAUUCGAAGGACCAUUACCAGAAGAAAUACCAAAGUUCAAAGUGCAUCAGUUACCUCUCGGUGAGCGCAAGAUACGCGUUAUGAGUCUGAAUCCUCAGUCCACUAACAGCAUCGUCACCAACUACUACCAGGGCGAGGCCACAACGCCAGAAGAUAUCGCCACCUUGGAAGUUCUCAUGAUGUUAAUGGAAGAGCCUGUGUUCGAUAUGUUACGUACAAAAGAACAAUUGGGGUACAGCGUGUUCAGUAUGAUGCGGUACACUUUCGGCGUACUCGGCUUUUCAGUAACUGUCAACACUCAGGCGGAUAAGUUCAGUGUGGCGCACGUGGAUGGGCGCGUGGAGGCAUUUCUGAAGAAGUUUGCUCGAGACAUGCGUAAGCUGAAUGAAAGAACUUUACAAGCAAUCAAGACAUCGCUAGUUCAACUCAAACACACCACAGACUACGAACUAAAGGAAGAGGUCGAAAGAAACUGGCGUGAAAUUAUCACAAUGGAUUACAAAUUCCAGAGGCUUUUUAUGGAGGCCGAAGCAAUAGAGAAGAUCACACUAAAAGAUAUUAGGAAUUGGGUGGACAACCACUUCGCGUCUGGUAACAGGUCGCAGUUUAGAAAGCUCUCUGUCCAGAUCAUGGGUCACAAAGUUAACAAAGAGAACACAACCGUCCCAGAUACUAAACAUUACAAGCUGACUUAUCUAGACGCGAGCGAGCCCGUCGGCGAUACUGCCGAAAACAACGCGGACUUUAUACAGGACAUCAACGAAUUUAAGAGUGUUCUACCAAUCAUAGACGUUCCUAAAAUGGAACUUGCUCAAUGUUAAUAGAACCCAUUUUACCUCAAUCGCUUAUUUAUAAUUUUGUAAAUAAUAGUGAACUUUUAUAAUUUAUUUCGCUUUAUUGGCCAUUUUAAGUGAGUUUGCUGGUACAGAAAAAAAAUGUAAUUUGACAAUUAAAAUAACGCCGUGUUAUUAGUGUGUGGAAUUGGGAAUGAUCAGGGGCUAGACAUAACAUAAAAGUUUAUAUUCCAAACAUAAGAGGUGUGAAAUCACUGACUGGAAAUUGAAUAUUUAAAAAAAAAGUGUGUUAGAUUUGUUGUUCCUAGCUUUGAUGUUUAAAGCUCUAACAAUUAUCUCAUUUUUAUAAAAUAUUUACUAUCAUAUGGACUUUUUAUAGUAAUAUAUACAACAUUAAAAAAGAGAAAGAGGAUGUUAAAUUGACUAAAAAUUGUUUACUACAAACUGACAAAAUAAUGAAAAACACAUUGCUUUAAGAUGUAUUCUUUUUAUAUGUAUACUUGUUAUGUAAUAGCAAAUAAACGCAGUUGUCUAGACUAUAAACUAGUUAAUUUAACAACAUACAAUAGUAACAGAAUUAAAGAUGUUCAUAAUCUGUAAUAUUAAGGAAAUAGUUGACGCCUAAAAAUAAAUUAGCUUGAUGGGGGGGGGCUAAAGCAACUGGUUAAUUUACAAAUUCUAUUUUAAAUUAUCAUUCGGAAAAAUAAAAUUAUUUACAAUCCGUUUAACUGUUAACUAUCUUUAAUUUACAUAUCUACUUCAAUUCGAAGAGUUGAAUUUAUGAUUUGAAUGUGGGAAUUAUUAUUAAUAAAAUUAUUAUGUAUUUAUGUAAAUAUGUUAUGAUUAAAAUACUUUUACUUAGUUUUUGAUGAGUUGUAAAUAUGUUUUUGGUAAAUGGGGGCACAGUAACUCGCAAUACUUUAUAUUUGAAUAUCGUAAUAACUAAUAGAUAUUGAGUCAAAAUAUACGCAUGUAUCAGUAAAAAAAUACAAAGUUAAUGUGCGCCUUGGCAUAAAAUAGACUGGUAUUUGUAAUUCAUCGCCUGAAAUAUAUAUACUG
Messenger RNA from Diatraea saccharalis (sugarcane borer), 4514 nucleotides. Lineage: Eukaryota; Metazoa; Arthropoda; Insecta; Lepidoptera; Crambidae. The record is from the annotation of a GenBank genome assembly.